AGCGCCAAAUAGAAACAAGUUUAAUUUGGGCUCGGAACUGACUCGGGUAAACUGCAAGUAUUAGUGCUCUUUAAGCAAGUCUCUUUAGCCAAGUAGUUUUACCUUUACAGUUUUGAGUAAUUUACAUGUAAUUCAUGAGCAGACAGAAGCGCUUAUAACCAUGUCUAGACGAAGUGGUCACCUGCAGAAAAUAUCUGAAAAUCCUCCAGGGCAGAUGGGCAAAGUAACUAAGCAAAACAGAAAAAAGAUUCAGCCCCUGUCAAAGCUGCAGUGUGAGAAGAACCAGACGGUACUUGAAGGUGUCGCCAAGCCUUAUGUUCUCAUCAAAACUUCUGGGAAGGGAGUCGGAGGCGACUGUGAUGCAGUUCUCGCUUCAACAAAUUCCUUGGUUCAGCCGUCACCUCUGCCUCAUCUUGGAUCUCCUGAAGGUGUGUGGGUGAAGAUGGUCUGCAGGGAGCAGAACUACAGAUGCAGCAAGAGCUUCCUGCUGAAGCACCCCACAAUACAACCCAGAAUGAGGUCAAUACUCCUCGACUGGUUAAUGGAGGUGAGUGAGGCCUAUAGUCUUCACCGGCAGACGUUCUACCUGGCGCAGGACUACUUCGACCGCUUCAUGUUGACGCAGAACAACAUUGAGAAAGGCAUGCUGCAGCUCAUCGGGAUAACCUGUCUUUUUAUAGCAUCAAAGAUGGAGGAACCCUGUCCUCCAAAGCUCUCACAGAUGGCCUAUGUGACUGCAGGGACCUACUAUGAAGAUGAGAUCCUUCAGAUGGAGCUAAUCAUUUUGAAGGCACUGAAGUGGAACCUUUGUCCUGAAACCGCCGUCUCCUGGCUGAAGCUUUACUUCCAGAUGGCAUCGAUGACCACCGACUCUGACCUGCUGGAGUCGCAGUUUCCACAGGAGGCUUACAUACAAAUGACUCGUCUUUUAGACUUGUGUAUCCUCAACAUAAACUCUCUGGACUUUGAGUACCGAGUGUUGGCUGCCUCAGUCCUCGGCCAUUUCAUUCAACAGGAAACUGCUGAGAAGAUUUCAGGUCUAUUGAAAGACUCCAUCCAGCUGUGUGGUAACUGGAUGGCCCCCUCUGUGGAGUGGGCGGGCUGGUGUGGCAGAGCGGCACUGAGGAAUUUUGCCAAAAUAAAGAGAGAAGACAGACACAACAUCCAGACGCACAUGGACUAUAUGGCCAUACUGGAGGAUGUCAGAGGUGAGCAGCCAGUUCCUCACUCCUCCCAACAGCACAGAGAAAACCUGCACACACGCACUGAAGCACAAGAGGAAGAAGAGGUGAACAAAGAGGACACGGGUUAAAGUCCCACGAAGACUUGAGUUGUGUACAGGAAGCGGCUCGUAGUUGACUGGAAUACUGAGUCUGCAUGAGUUUAUUUCAUGUCUGCUGAUGUGAAAUGUCACUGAAUGAAUUAUGCAGGGUUGUGUUUUAAAGACUCUUAAAUCUUGGCCAAAGCUUUUUUUUUUUUUUUGCUGUUUUUAGCAACUGGGUGCUUUUUUAAAGUAGAAGUGUCAUUUCUAGGAAAUUAUGAUCUUUUACUAAAAGUGAUGUGCAAUGGUUUUCUAUUGUAGCAUAUUAAAUAUGUUCAUAGUCAACAGAUACAAUCUUUAAAACACUGGUUCAGGGUCAGUUGAUGUGAAAUAGUUUUGUAAAAUAGAUGAACCAGUUUACAGCCGCUGCUUCACCUGUCGGCUAAUCUGUAAACACCGAUGUUCAGUGACUGCAGCGUUUCAUGAACCGUGAUGAAAGCUGUCAGAAAGCUCCAGCUGAAUGAAAGACACACUCCUGAUCUUUACAUGCUGGUAAACAAGCCAUUGUUUGUAACUCAGGGCCAUGAUGGUCAGUGAGUUGUUGAAUGAAUAAUUUUUCCAAAGUGUACAAAAUGAGCAACUGUAUUUAUUUUAGAAGUUUAUCUUCUACCACAAAAUAAAAUAUACAUUCCCACCCCAAGA
Cottoperca gobio is the source of this 1963-nucleotide messenger RNA. RefSeq names its product G1/S-specific cyclin-E2-like. The transcript is spliced from 12 exons. Lineage: Eukaryota; Metazoa; Chordata; Actinopteri; Perciformes; Bovichtidae. Bases 161 to 1312 code for a protein of 383 amino acids. The record is from RefSeq and is a predicted model, not a curated record.